Dissoconium aciculare CBS 342.82 is the source of this 3429-nucleotide messenger RNA. Its product is annotated as ras GEF. Gene Ontology annotation, cellular component: plasma membrane. The annotation marks the transcript as partial. The transcript has a single exon. Lineage: Eukaryota; Fungi; Ascomycota; Dothideomycetes; Mycosphaerellales; Dissoconiaceae. Gene Ontology annotation, biological process: Ras protein signal transduction; positive regulation of GTPase activity. The record is from RefSeq and is a predicted model, not a curated record. Gene Ontology annotation, molecular function: protein binding; guanyl-nucleotide exchange factor activity.
AUGACGCCGCCUUUGACCCCCAUUGGACCUGCGGAUGCGGAUGCCGAACCCGCUCCGCAGCAGUCGCUCUUUCAUAACUACUUGCGCGCCCUACACGACUUUGAUCCCAAGUCAAGUUCAACACCUGGAGAAGACGCCUCGAUGUUGACCGCGAAGCUCAAGGCCGGUGAUCUCAUCCUGGUGCACUGCAUUCACGCCAACGGCUGGGCGGAUGGCACAGUAUUGAAUUCUGGCGAGCGCGCCUGGCUGCCGACGAAUUACUGCGAAGGAUAUGAUCACCCAUAUUUGCGCAAUCUGUUAAAUGCCAUGACUCAAUUCUGGGAUCUCCUGGGCGCGAGCGAAGAUGCCAAUCUCUCGACAUUUGUGCGACAGGACUACAUUCGCGGGCUGAUCGCAGGCGUGCGAUAUCUGCUGGAGCGCGCGGAUUGCUUACAUCGCGACGUACCGCUCGUCAAAGCGCAUGUCGGUGUACGACGAAUGCGCAAGGGCCUCCUCGCGGAUCUGUCGUCGCUCGUUCAAAUCGCCAAGCGGCUUCAAGAAACGAUCAGCGAGCCGUUCGCUGGGGAAGUGAUUCAUUUCCUGCUUGAGGAUCUCAUCACGAAAGCAUGCAAAGUGGUCACGAGAGCCGUCAGCUUUCUCGACGUCUGGACCAAAGAGACCAGCUCUCGUGGGGACGAGCUGGGCUGGCUAUCGGUUCCUGAGUCAGCGAACGAGCCUAGCCCAAGCAAUGCACCACAACUGAACAUCGACACGAAUGCUGUUGCCAAAGAUGAGCCCUCUAGCGCCGUUGAUUCUGCUAUGGCACUCAUGGAUGACAACAAGGCAGAAGCUGAACAUGAUGUGGAGCAGACCGCUGAGCCAGCCGUCGUCGCUUUACCGAUAGCGGAGACGCCCAAAGACAAGACAGCCCGUCUCUCUGUGGUCUUUACUCCUCCCGCUGGUACUGUCGCCCAUCGCCUAUCGCUUAUGAGGAGAGAUACUAGUCACAGUGUAGUGUCAACACCUCUCGCAUCGGAACAGCUCGCCAAGGCUCACGAUAUCUGCAUUAGCCAUAUCGGAGCAUUCAUUGGACACCAUCUUCAUUCGAGACCUUGUUCAGAGCUUGUCGCCACAACCGACAGGCUUGUGCAGGCUUGCAAGAACAUGCUGAUCAUCGUGGACGAAGUUUGUGAGCGGGACCCACAUAACUGUGCCCAGGUUCGGAAAGUAAAGGCGGAAUUCGAGUCGAAAGUGGAGGAGCUUGCGCGAUCCACCAAGGACGUCUUUAAAUUCUCCGACUCACCUGAUGACGAGGAGAUUAUGAUGCCAGACCAGAGCAGCCAUCUUAUCACUGUGGGAACCGACCUCAUCCGUAACACGGCCGAAUGUGUCAUGAAGACCCGAAACGUCAUCGAACAGAUCGGCGACUUUGAGUUGAAGGCUUGGGUUGUCUCCUCGCCCGUCACGACCCAACCCAUGUCGGACAUGCUACCGACACCUCCGCCGAAGGAACCACAAUCACCCGAGCGAGAAAUCACACUGACUCCGGCGAAACGAUUCUCGGUCGAGAAGCGAUUCUCCAUGGAGAAGCGUUAUUCGAUUGAGCGACGACUUUCAAAGAAGUCACUUCCUCCGCUACCUCAAGCCCCUCCAGUCCCUAAUCCACGCGUGUUGACAGCGAUCUCAACCGAUGUCCCGGUGACCUCUCCGAUUGAUGUCAUGGAAACCCCAAUCACUCCGGCCAUCACCUCCAUCCGACAAUCUUUGCCCACACCUGCCGCACCUGUGGUCUCGCGACAUCGAUCUGCCACGCGCGUCUCCCAGACCUCGAGCAACCUCGCCGAGUCCCUGCGACGACCGUACUCUGUGCGAUCGGAUUCGAUCAGCCCUGCUAGGAAAGACAGCAUCGGCAUGUCCACUUCUGGAUCGACCGAUACCUUUGCCAGCAGCGUACGCGACUCCAGCAUGACGAACAAUUCACAAGGGUCUACUCGCGCGACAACGCCCGACCAGACCAAAGACUCGCCCAAGACGGAGUCGGCCAUGAUCGGAAGCUUCGCUAGCCUUUCAGACAUGCCAUACCUCGUAGCUGACGAGCAGAACGAUCACGAAGCCACUCUCCUCCAGAAGACGUACGCCAAUGAGUUGACUCUGAAAGAGGAUGGUCAGGUAUCCGGAGGUAGUCUGCCUGCAUUGGUGGAGCACCUGACCCAGCACGAUUCCGCUCCAGACCCAGUCUUUCUCACGACAUUUUUCGUUACUUUCCGCAAAUUCUGCGACCCCCGGGAUUUCGCACAGGCGCUCAUUGCGCGUUUCGACUAUAUCGGUGACAGCAAGACUGUCGGCAUGCCAGCUCGUCUUCGGAUUUUCAACAUUUUCAAAUACUGGUUGGAGACCUACUGGUCGCCCGAUGCGGACAAAGAAGCGCUCACCGAGAUCGAAAACUUCGCUGCGUUCAAACUCAAGCAGCAUCUUCCUGCUGCGGGGGACCGUCUCGCUGACUUGGUUCGCAAGGUCAGCAUCGGCUACCGAGAUGGAACACUCACAGGACCUGGCGUAUCAGGUGUUGGCAAGACCAUCCUCACCAUUGGCAUGUCUUACGAGAAUGAAGCCAGCGCUCCCGGCCCGAUAGUCAGCAAGAGCCAGUUGAACUCUUUGCGCAAUGCCGUCGGCGGAGGCUCUCAAUGCAGCAUCAUGGACUUCGAGGCCAUGGAGGUUGCAAGACAGAUCACUAUGUUGACGAUGAAGACCUUCUGCGACAUCCGGGCGGAAGAGCUUCUCAGCAUGGACUGGGGAAAGAACAACACUCAGAAGGCGAGGAACGUGCGAAAAAUGUGCUUGCUCAACACUGACCUCGCCAACUUUGUGGGCGACACCAUCUUAACCCCCGACGAGGCCAAGAAACGUGCCGCUGUCAUCAAGCAGUGGUCCAAGAUCGGUCAUGCUUUCCUUGAGCUGCACAACUACGAUUCCCUCAUGUCCAUCAUGGCCACUCUGCAAUCUUCGGUCGUCCAGCGAUUGAAGCGCACUUGGGAGAUUGUCAGCAAGAAGACCAAGGCCCGCAUCGACGAGUUGGCCCAAGUGUGUGACAUGUCCAAGAACUACUCCUCCUUGCGAUCCCGUCUGGCCGAGCCGGUGGCGCCUUGCCUGCCGUUUGUUGGUAUCUACCUCACCGAUCUGACCUUUGUCAUCGCCGGUAACCCCAAACGUCGCGAGCUCCCCGGCAGCACCUCCGAGACCGGCGGGCCAGUGUCCGUCAUCAACUUCGACAUGUACGUGCGCAUCUCCAAGAUCAUCACCAACCUCCAGAAAUUCCAAGUCCCCUACAAGCUCAAGGACGUCCCGGAGAUGCAAAACUGGAUCGAGGAGAACCUCAUCCGCAUGCGCGAGGACCACGACAAACUCGUCAGCUCCUUCCACCGCCGCAGCCUCUUCAUCGAGCCCAAGCAG